Colletotrichum costaricense is the source of this 486-nucleotide messenger RNA. RefSeq lists its product as uncharacterized. NCBI's taxonomy places the organism in Eukaryota, Fungi, Ascomycota, Sordariomycetes, Glomerellales, Glomerellaceae. Bases 1 to 486 code for a protein of 161 amino acids. The transcript is spliced from 3 exons. The record is from RefSeq and is a predicted model, not a curated record.
AUGAGCGCGGCAGCUUACCAGUUUGCCGCUGCUCUCGAGGGCUUCUUCUGGCCCAAGAUCUUUUGGGACUUCUUGACCAAAACGCUGGACCCAGCUGUCAAGCCCGUGCCGGUGUUACAAAUUAUCAAUCUCCUCAUGGCGCUGUUCAUGGUGGCCCUGGAGUGGCCUUUAGGAUUCAUCGCCGGCUCGGCAAUCCACCGCAGUCUCGAGUUCCGCCUCAUCAUCCUCCCUCUCACCACCCUCGCCGCCGCCCUCAUCUACCAGGGCACCAACUCUGCUCUUUACUACAUUGUCGGAUCAUUUGUGCUAAGCCCUGGACCCUUCCCCAAAGAGGCCGCAAUGGCUCUCGCGUAUAGACUGCACUCGCCCCUUCUUAGCGGCGGUUACAAUCGUCUCGACCUCGCACGGUACACUCAUCUACCUGUCAGAGAGACUCCCGUAUACCCCAUGGCGAGCAAGUCCAAGCAAACUCGGGAGAAUCGAUGA